Molecule: messenger RNA, 1233 nt
Organism: Balaenoptera acutorostrata (minke whale)
Lineage: Eukaryota; Metazoa; Chordata; Mammalia; Artiodactyla; Balaenopteridae
Product: rho guanine nucleotide exchange factor 18-like
Exons: 11
Coding region: 1-1233 (410 amino acids)
Source: RefSeq, a predicted model, not a curated record
AUGCAGGAGCUUGUAGCUGAGCUGGAUACCCACAGCAGCGAGGACAAAGCUCCAUCUGGCUCUGAGCCCAAGCCAUGUGUCCAGCCCUUUGACUCUGGAGCUGCAGACUCAGCCACCAAGAGCAGCGGUGGACCCUGGAGGCCUGAGGACCCAGACUUCUCCGUCAUGGAGGAUGAGCAGGAGGAUGGAAUUCCAGGGCUGCUCGGCGAUGGCGAGAGCUCGGAGGACUUCAGCCUGGACUUGGGGGACCUUCAGGGCAGUGAGUAUAUCCAGGACCUGGGCCUUGAGGUCCCUUCACAAAACCAGUCUAGGGGGGCCAGGGGCAGUGGGCCCCCUAGCGAAGAAGUCGGAGAAGACUCGCCCUUCUCCAGCCUGGCAGGGUCCCAGGGCCUGCCUCGAAGACGCAGCUGGGAGAGGUCGCGGAGCUGCUCUGAGACCUGGCAGAGGCUCAGCCUCGAAGCCUCAGCUGCAAAUGAGGGGCCCUGUCUCCCUCGGACACUGGCCAGCCUUGCUCUGAACCUGCCAGGAGAGGGUCUGCAGGCCUGGACCCAAGGGUGUCUGUCUGGGGGCAGAACCCCCCCAGAGGCACCAAACAAGGAAUGUGACAGCCCCGAAAAAAGAGUGAGGUCACGGUCGGUUCCCGUGUCCUUCGAUGAGAUCAGCUCCCUGGAAAUCUUUCCGGCUUUGGAAGUGCCCGCUCCAGCGGUUCAAGGCCUGGAUCCACCGGUGCUCGAGUGCAUGGAAAAGGACCACGUGGAGCCAGAUCAUGUGCUGAUUGUCCAGCAGGUGCUUCAAGAACUCCGACAGUACCAUGGGGCCCGGCAGAGGGCUCGCUUGUCCAUCAGCCCCGGAGGAGCCCACUCAAACCUCACCUGGUUUGAGUUCCUGUCCGAGAGCGAGGACAGAGCGGGGAAGAUGGAGAGAAGUGACAGGAGUGCCAGGGUGAAGCGCAGACUUAGUUCCCUCCGAUGCCGAGUCACCAGGCAGAAGGAGAAGGGGAAGAGCCCAGUGCUUCUGAAAGACAAAGGUCAGGAUGCUCGAGAGCGGAAAGAAUGUGUCAACGGGCACCAGCUGGCUCAAGGAACCUUCUCUGGCCACUCCAGCUGCCCGCUGUGUGGCAAACCUUUUCUGAGCUCUGGAUCGCUUUGCCCUUCUGUUGUUUUCUGUCACUCUGCCCUCCCCGGCUCCCCAAAGGCACUCCACACAAGCUCAGCCAACUGUCUCCGUGUCUGA